Molecule: messenger RNA, 1789 nt
Organism: Pseudoliparis swirei
Lineage: Eukaryota; Metazoa; Chordata; Actinopteri; Perciformes; Liparidae
Gene: hirip3
Product: HIRA interacting protein 3
Exons: 8
Coding region: 22-1647 (541 amino acids)
Cellular component (GO): nucleus
Source: RefSeq, a predicted model, not a curated record
AACAAACCACCAUAGCUUGGAAUGAUGGUGUCAGCUAAAGAGGCAAAGGCUAUCCGCAAGUUCGUGUGUGGUCAGCUCCGCGGUGAGCCCGACCUCAGCACGCUGACCUUAGGGAUUUUAAAAAAGAGAUAUCUGGAACACGUGCAACGUGAAUCUUUAAGUCCAGAAGCCAGAAGUGUUAUGAAACUGGUGGUGAAAGAGCAGCUGCUGAAAAUGCAGGACAAUGACGAAAGUGAAAGUGAGUUGGAGACCAGCAAGAAGCCUCAAAACAAAAGAAAAAGAGAAAAAGAAAGGGAUGAAGUGAUUUGUGGGGAAGAAGAUGAUGAAGAGUCAACAGCAAAGAAAGCACGUCAUCUGUCAAACUCCUCAUCAGAAUCGGUGGAAGAAGAUGACUGCAAAAGAGGAAGUGAGGAAGAGGAGGGAAAUAAUUCUGAAUCUGAGGAUGCAGAGCAAGAAGUGAAAAAAUCACAGCGAAAGACAAAUGCAAAUGGUAAACAACCUAUUAGCAGUAAAGACUCAGUGGAAGAAGACGACUGCAAAAGAGGAAGUGAGAGUGAGGAAGAGGAGGGAAAUAAUUCUGAGGACGCAGAGCCAGAGGUGAAAAAACCACGGCGAAAGACAAAUGCAAAUGGUAAACAACCUAUUAGCAGUCAAGACUCAGUGGAAGAAGACGACUGCAAAAGAGGAAGUGAGAGUGAGGAAGAGGAGGGGAAUAAUUCUGAAUCCGAGGACGCAGAGCCAGAGGUGAAAAAACCACGGCGAAAGACAAAUGCAAACGGAAAACAACCGAUGAGCAGUAAAGACUCAACAGAUGAGGAAAUUAAUAAAUCGGAAGAAAACGAGGAGAAGGAGAAGAGUCUCUGUGAAGACGAUCCAAAAGUGAUGAAGAAAGCUAAUGCUACAAAGAAUGGAGGGAAAAGAAGCAACAAUACAAGCCAAAGAGAGAAAACACCUCAGAGCGAUGAAGAGAAUGAAACUGACACAGAUGGCAAGUCAGAAAAGAGUGAGAAAAUCAACGGCAAUGACUCCUCAGACGACAAUACAAAAGAAGAAAAGGUCUCGGAGGAACACACAAAUAACGACUCUGAUUCAUCAUCACUCCCCUCAUUGGAGGAUGAACAGCAUAGCAGAAAAGAAAAAACACAAGAUGAUAAAAAGAAGAAAGCCCCGAAAAAAGUGGCGAAAAAAGAAAAGGGCGCCAAAAGUCCAAAGGAUGCCGACAAAGCUGUUGUCAGGCUCAAGCGGUACAUUUCUCUUUGUGGUGUGAGGCUGAAUUACAAGAAGCUCCUGGACGGCUGUCGCUCUGUCCGCUCCCAGGUGGCUGCCCUGAAGAAGGAGCUUGAAGAUCUUGGUGUCCACGGUCAGCCAUCUAUCAUGAAAUGCAAAAAAGUCAGAAUGAAAAGAGAGGAAUCUAAGGAACUAGCUGAGCUCGAUGUCAGUAACAUCAUUGCCACAGAAGGUCGACCAAAACGCAGAGGAGCCUCAGCAUGGCAGGAACAACAUAACCCUCCGUCCUCUGCAUAUCUGCGCUCUCUGAACUCUGGCUCUGACAGUGACGAGGAAAGCAAUGCACGCCGAGGGCGGCGGAGAGCCACCGACUGGGCCAACCUGCAGGGGGUCAUCAGUGACGAUGCAGACAGCAACUGACCGACACACCUCUUAUGCUGUGUCUAGACGCCAUAUGGAUCCUGGGAUUCCCUUUUCUUUGUACAACUUGGGGUUUAUAUGUUAUUUUUACAAAUGUAUUUUAAUGUUAUAUUUCAAAUAAAGUUAUUGUGAUUUUAUGGAA